GCUAGCGGUGCCGGGAGAGUGGAGGACUGUCUAUUCGCGUCCAAUCACGUCUCCGGAUCUCCAGCUUCUAACGGUCAAUCAGUAAGCGCUAUCUCCCGAAAUCGUCGCGCCGUCGAAUCACUUCGCGCAGUCUCUGCAAUUCGACAGCAAAUCAGUGGGUCCGUUCUCCCAGUUUUAUCUGACGUCGCCCCAAAAGAGACGCGUUCAGUUCAGCCAAUGACAAUGGGCGUCUUCACCGAGCGGCGCAUCCACCGGUGCCCUCCCCCCACCUUCCGCCGCUUGACUUUUUAUUUGACACCUUCUGAACUCCGACACUCUGAGGAUUUACACUCGAAAGGUAAGAUGUCGCCACUGCCAUUUCACUUAGUCAGACUGCUUGUAAGCUUAUUUAUUACACCGAGAAACGGCUAUUACACCGUGUAUAACACGCCGUUCAUUCAUUCAUUCGCUGUUGAUAUCGCUAUAGUCAUUUCACUUAGUCAGACUGCUAACUUGUUAGCACAUUUACACGACAAAGGGGUAUGACGCUGGGUUUGACUUUUUAUUUGACACCUUCUGAACUCCGACACUCUGAGGAUUUACACUCGAAAGAUGGCUUCCAAAGACAAAAAACACAGAGCUAUGGGUGAUGAGGAGUGGAUGUCCCGUCUGCGAAGGUUUGCUGCUGUCGGGGUCUGGCCUGCUGAUGCAGGAAACCGGCCGGCACCACGCCAGAAAAAGUGGCACGAUCUGUUUCUGAAGAUUGAGAAAUGCCCAAUGCAGCUCAGGGGUCAAAGGUCGCUGUUUGGAGGGACACAGACAUGUAACUGUGGCUUCCAUAUAAAGAAGCCAUCAGUCUCUGUGUCCUCUUCGGUGACACCACAACCAGGACCCUCGUCUGGAUCCCCCUCCAUCACACCCUCGUCUGGAUCCCCCUCCAUCACACCUGGGCAACCACCACGCAAGCCCACUUUGACUUUGGCCUCAUUCACAAAACCACGGUUCGGUGGAUCGCAUGGUGCCCAUGCAAAGCCAAACUUGGCUUCAGCUGGGCAGCGUCGAAUCAAGACCACAACUGACACCCCGUCACCUGGCCACAGUCCCAGGCACUAUAUUCAGACUGUCUCUCCUCUGUCUCUUCCACCCUCUACCGUGUCGACAACCACCUCAGCUUCCUGUGUCACAUCGGCUGCUACUGGAGCUACAGUGUCAACUGCCAUAUCCUUGGAAACCUCCUCUGCUCCUCCGGCCCCUGUGGACUCUGUGUCCUAUGCCUGUGUUUCCUCUGCUGCAACCUCUGUGGCUGGUCCCUCGGCACAUCCUACCCCUGAUGCUGAGCCAUUGGCGGCGCAUAUGAUGUCUGCUGCUGCUGUUGCUGCUUCACAGCCUGGCUGGCUGCCUGCAAAGCUGAGGACAACUAUACCACCUCAGGACCAGAAAUGGAUAGCAGCAGCUCUGUGGAAGAACAAACGUUUGCGCUCCGACCUGAUGCUGUGGUAUAAUCCACCAUUACCAGCCAUCAUUUAUCACCAGGUCCCCGCUCCAGAGCGCUUUUUUACCCACCGGCUUCUCGUAUGGAUGCCGUACCACCUGUGGAAGGUGAGGCUGUCCUGUCCUGCCUGUCACAAACAACUCACAGGCUAUGGAGCCCACAAGAGAGCCCGCAGGGUUCUGGAUGUGGACAAUUACUACCUUAUGAUUACUGAGACACUGUGGUGCAAUGCAUGCAAGAUCGCCUACAUUUCCAGCAGCAAAACAAUAUUGGACCAGCUGGAGAUGCCGAUCAGGAUGGAGUUCACACCGAUCCUGACUCAAAGAUAUGCGUGUGACAUAAGGGUCAUUGUCUCUCUGAGGGAUAGGACCCAGGGUAACAGCCCCUCCCGAUUGGUCAGGCAGCUGAGGGAGAACCACAGUCGGGAGUGGAUUCGAUAUCUCAUCCGGUACUGUUCUAAAUGCAUACACUUUGCAGACCGGCAAUCCCUGCUCCCUGUCUUGUUCCAGGAGGUGCCAGAGCCGUCAGUUAUCCCCUCUCACAGGUGGAUGCUUACUGUUUAUGGCAGAGACAUUUUGAACAGGCUGGACCACAUCAAAGCGAGCAUUACUUGCACUUUUGGAAGUGUCCUAAAAAUGGACUCCACCAAAAAGAUCACCAAGAAGCUGUCAGGCUUUGCUAAGGGGACUGCCUUGUGGCUAACAUCUGUUAGCAAUGAGGUGGGCCAAAUCCUUAUCAGUGUCCUGACUGCUCAGGAGGGUCCAGCUCUGGACAACAUGGCAGCUGGUCUCAUCCACAGAUACAGCACUGCUGGUGUGGCCCCUCCAAAGCUACUGUACGUUGACACUGAAUGUUGUCGGGAGGGCUUGGUACAGACCAAAUUAAAACUGCGAUUUGGAGGGUGGCCAGACCUCAUUGUGAGGCUGGACAUUUACCACUUUAUGAGGCGGCUGGCAUCUGGCUGUACGAAGGAUGCUCAUCCCCUCUACCCCACCUUCAUGGCCAAAUUGUCCAGCUGCAUCUUUGAGUGGGACAGCAGAGACGUUGCAUUGCUGCGGCGAGCCAAGCGUGCCGAGCUGGUACAGGAAGGUGUACCGGGCAUUACCGACCGAAUGGUAGACCUCCACAUCACCAAGGCCGAACUGUCCAAGCACUGCAGAAGGCAGACAAGGGGAGAGCAGACGACAAUCACCUUGCUGGAAAGCCUGCUCGAUGAGCUGAUGGGGCCGAAGGGCAGCGACAAUCUUGGUGUCCCUCUGCUGGACAUGGAGAGGAUGAAGCACAUCUGGCGUGUCCAGAGGAAGCAUGUAAAGUGCAUUCAGGAUGUACCGGGUGUGCUUCUCUAUACCCAGACGGGCACCACCACCAAAGAGGGCAUUGUUCUGCCUAACUACAGGUGUGCUCGAGGGUCCACAUCCCUUGAGUCCUUCCACUUACAUGUGAACAGGUUCAUUCCAGGGACGAGUGCAAACAGCCUUAACUUCCAGCUGUACCUCCUGGAAGGACUUAAUCGAUGGAACCAGGACCGUCAAACUGCAUCCCUGGCAGCCAAUCCUUCCAGCCUGCUCAGUUACUCAGGGGACCUUGUUCACUGUGCCAACACCAUGUGUCUCAAGGUGCUUGGAAGGAAAGCUGUGCCCUCUUUUCAGCCCCCUGCUGUUUACACUGCUGAGUUUAACCUUUCCACAAGGAUGAGGUGA
This is a messenger RNA of Platichthys flesus (European flounder), 3171 nucleotides long. RefSeq lists its product as uncharacterized. The coding region runs from base 592 to 3171 and encodes 859 amino acids. The record is from RefSeq and is a predicted model, not a curated record. The transcript has 10 exons. Lineage: Eukaryota; Metazoa; Chordata; Actinopteri; Pleuronectiformes; Pleuronectidae.